AUGGCGGAGUCCACCAGCAAGGAGCAGCCAGACAAACCCUGCGCAUCUGGUGAUGAGGUGGAGACUCGAACCGCCGAGAAGCUGGCGGAUGACCCGCAGCUUACGCUGCCGAAGCUGGUGUUCAACAGCAUCGCUGCCGUGUUAAUGUACAUGUGGUGUGACCUCCUCGGCCGCCCUGUCUAUCCCCUCGCCGCCUACGUCGCGCUCCUGAUCUCGCCGCUGCGGCUGGGCUGGUCCCCUGCAGAGCGAUAUGAGGUGCGGUCCAUGAUCUCUAUCUAUUUCUUCGUUCUGAGCUCCGGACUUCUGCCUCUUUGGUGCCUGAAGCGCGGCGGGCAGGUGGGCCGCACGCUGUUCGGCCUGUAUGUGGCCUGGUACAUGCUGGCGGACACCGCGCCGCUGAGAGGCGGCCGUUUUCUUCCGUCCCUCCGCCAGCGCAACUUCUGGAGGCACUUCGCGGCCUACUUCCCCAUGUCCCUGACACGCACCGCCAAGCUUGAUCCGAAGCGGAACUACAUCUUCGGCUAUCAUCCGCACGGCGUGAUCAGCAUGGGGGCCCUGUGUAACUUCACCACCGAGGCGACGGGCUUCUCUGCGCUCUUCCCCGGACUCAGCCUCCGCCUCCUCACGCUGGGCCUGAACUUCAGGAUACCGGUGUUCCGCGAGUAUCUGCUGGGCAUAGGUGUGAACGAUGUCAGCCGUAAGUCGAUCGAAGGCAAUCUCGCGCGAGGGCCGGGGGCGUCUGUCAUGAUCGUCAUUGGAGGUGCUCGUGAGUCGCUGGAGACGGCGCCGGGCACGAACAAGCUCAUCUUGGGCAACCGGAAGGGCUUCGUGAAGCUGGCUCUGCAGCGUGGGGCUUCCUUGGUCCCCGUUUACUCCUUUGGUGAGACGGACCUCUUCGGCGUCUACGCCUCCAACCGAUUUCGCAGGCUCCAGCUCUGGCUGCAGAAGCAGCUGGGCUUCGGCAUACCCUUCUUCUUUGGGCGAGCUCUGACAGGCGGUGUACUCCACCGUGUAUUCGGCAUGAACCGGGGCGUGAUGCCGUUGCGGAUGCCGGUUCAGUCCGUGGUGGGCAGGCCUAUCCACGUGGACGCUCCCGUGCCCAAGCCGACACAGGAGCAGAUAGAUGAGCUUCACGCCCGCUACGUAGAAGAGCUGCGCAAGAUCUACGACGACUGGAAGGCGCCUUUCCUGGAAGAGCGGACUCGGGCCAUGGAUCGACAGGGCGAUCGUGCCAAGGAGGUCCUACGACGAGGGAGUUUCCAUUUGGAGAAGAUUGAGAGCAUGGUGAUCAACUGA
This is a messenger RNA of Symbiodinium natans, 1296 nucleotides long. Lineage: Eukaryota; Dinophyceae; Suessiales; Symbiodiniaceae. The record is from the annotation of a GenBank genome assembly.